CCGCAGUAGGGAAGAGAGGACAGCUGCAGACGGCAGCGCGAGAGACGACCAACCGGAGCUACGUGUGAAGAGCUGAGGGCCAUGGGUACCCUCACGAAAUUUAUUAUAAUAAGUCAACUCAUUUUUACCCUGUUGCUGAACCCUGAACAUGUGAGUGGAGUGUCAUCAAGACUAGACAUUCAAAUCACUAAAAUUGAAGAAACUUCGGGACUGUACUACGAACAUAACAGCAAUGGACGAUUGUAUAAUACUGAAUGGAGAUUAAUCUCCUAUUUAAAUUUAAGUCAGCCUGAAAAUAAUUAUAAUACGUUAAGACGAUAUGUAAGUGUUGUAAAUGAAUUAUGUAAUAAGGAAAUUCCGGUGUAUAAGGGUAAAACUCUAUGUUCUAAUACUAUAACAAAAUUAUCAAACAGGUUAGACGCCAUUGCGCGCACCAUAGAAAUUAUAGGAGGUAUAACCAAAGACCAUGUUAGUCCUAGAGUAAAAAGAAGUUUAUUUCCAUUUAACCUAAUAGGGCAAUUGAGUAAAGUGAUUUUUGGUACGCUAGACGAAGAAGAUGCAGAAUUUUAUAAUAAUAAAAUUACGAAACUUGAGAGCGAACAAUUAGACUUUGUUAAGCUGAGUAAGGAACAAAUAUGUUUUCAUAGAUCCGGAAACGGAUUAUAUUAUGAUGGAACACUCAAAACAGUACUACGCAAAAAUAAGCAAGUAUGAAUUGAAUAAGUGUAAAGUAAUAACUAAAACUCUUAGAGUGUGUAGACAAACCUUUCCAUUGAUCAAUACUUAUGCACGGGAAGAUUGUGCAGCCAAAUUAUUGUAUACUACAGGUCCUAUACCUAGCAAUUGUGUUAAGAAAAUAGUAGAGCUAAAGCAGACCCUUUGGAUUCAGCUAGAGCACAAUGAAUGGUUAUAUAUUGCGCCAGAUAAAGAAAAAAUUACUAUAGUUUGCGAUCAAACUGGACCUUUUGACGCAACAGUGGAAGACACUGGCAAACUUAAGUUUAUAAGUGCAUGUAAAGGUUACGGUACCAACAUCUUUAUAUCCUCCCAACUGGAGUUAACUACUAACACUAGCACAAAAGAUGUUAUUCCCAAAAUAAAUCUUGACAUAGAUUGUUGUGAUGAAACAAACUAUAAAGUAACACUUGAGAAAUUAAAAACAAAGUUACAUUUGAAACCUACAAUAACUCGGUUAGACGAUUUGAAGAUUGCCGGUCACAAAAUAGAGGAAGUAGAACAUAUGAUAAAUGAAGAGGAAUGGAAAAUAAAACACACAAACGUGAUUUCACGAGUAUCUGUAAUGUCCUAUAUCAUUAUCAUAUCAUUAAGUUGUAUUUUAUGUAUAUAUUGUUGUAUAAAAUGUGGAUGUUGUAAAACUAUUGUCGGUAAUUGCUACAAGAGGUGUAAGGACGGUGAUUGCUGUAAUUGUAAAACCAUAUGUUUUAAACCAACAAUUGUAAACACAUACAGACCUAGGGAAAGCAAUGAGCUGGUCCAUUCCGUUAACGAAAGACAGCUAGAGGAAAGGAUCGAAUUGAGAGGAAACAGUUUACGGAGAACUCAGACUAGUCGUUGAUGGCUAAGUCCCAUUUCAAACUAAGAGAGGUGUAAAGAAACAAUUGUAUUUUCUUUAAUUGUUUCUUUUUCCCCCGCAAGGGAGGUGUCGUAAGCACCUAGUUAUUUUAGUUAUUUUGGGUUAGUAUUAGAAAUAUAAAUAUACUAUAACUAUAAUUUUGGUAUUAAAUUGUAUUAUAAGCAUAAGGUGAAUAAUGAGUAAUGUUUCAAUAGAGUGUUUCAUGUCUUGUGUAUCGAACGAUGAGUAUGCCUGUCGAAGGUUUACAAGCCUUCUACGUCAGUUGGCUAACCAAAUGUUAGCUAUGUGUGGUGGUUCAAACAGACUGUUUCCUGCAGAGGAAACUACGCAUCACAAGGUUAAACAAUGACUGAAUCCUUGGACUGAACAUGAAACGAGUGUGUAAAUGAAAACGACGAAUCACGAGAAAGGGUGGGGAGAGAGUGCGCUCUGCCCCGGGAGAAGGAAGCGGACAGACGGAGAGUGUGUCGGGAGACUCCCGAGGAGGAGGUCCUAGGAUGGGGACUGAGAGCUUUGUCAGAAGGAACAGACUUGUAGAAUCUUAAGUUUGUACUUGUAAUUUCUAUGUAUCAAGAAGUGGAUGUAACAGCUUUGUAGAGUUUAAUACUUGUAACGAGACAAGAAUGAAGAAUAAUAAUAAGAGUUGUCCUGUCUGCAGUAUUAAGUUAUUGCUUUUAAUCGCUCCGCUGCCCCACAUAGCCUCACCUAUAAGGAACCAGCCG
This is a messenger RNA of Bacillus rossius redtenbacheri, 2316 nucleotides long. RefSeq lists its product as uncharacterized. The coding region runs from base 668 to 1576 and encodes 302 amino acids. NCBI's taxonomy places the organism in Eukaryota, Metazoa, Arthropoda, Insecta, Phasmatodea, Bacillidae. The transcript is spliced from 2 exons. The record is from RefSeq and is a predicted model, not a curated record.